Messenger RNA from Calidris pugnax (ruff), 3160 nucleotides. Its product is annotated as chromosome unknown open reading frame, human C4orf33. The transcript is spliced from 7 exons. The coding region runs from base 154 to 747 and encodes 197 amino acids. NCBI's taxonomy places the organism in Eukaryota, Metazoa, Chordata, Aves, Charadriiformes, Scolopacidae. The record is from RefSeq and is a predicted model, not a curated record.
UAAGAAAAACAGCAGACUAAUUACUUCCUCUUCGUUUGUGGCCCCGCCACCAGCGUCGGUGGGGCUUGGGAGGGAAGAGGUGGAUCCUCUCGGCAGGGAGAGGCGUGAGCGUAUUAACAGCUGGCUGAGGUGUGGUGUUAAAAGUAUAGGAAGAUGGAAUUUACAAUUAAACACACAUGGGAUGGUUUUCCAGUGAGCCAUGAGCCGGUAACAAUUGUGCUGAAGUCAGACAAUGCAGGACUGCUAAUGGAAGUUACUGCUCCCUUCUUUAAUGAUCCUCCAGCACCACUUGGAGAGCCAGGGAAACCUUUUAGUAGACUGUGGGACUAUGAGGUUGUAGAAGCGUUUUUCCUGAACGACAGAACUGAACACUAUUUAGAAGUUGAACUUUGUCCCCAUGGACAACACUUGUUGCUGCUGCUUUCUGGCAAAAGAAGAGUAUGGAAAGAAGAACUUCCUUUAGAGUUUGAGGUGACCAGAAUGAAAACCAAAUGGGAGGGUAAAGCUCAUCUUCCUUGGAAUUAUUUUCCACCAUCCAUGAACAAGUUCAAUGCAUUUGCAAUUCAUGGCUCAGGAGAAGAGAGAAAAUAUGAAGCGCUUUAUCCUGUGCCUCAACAUGAACUACAGGAAGGACAGAAACCAGAUUUCCAUCGCCUGGAUUUUUUCAAAGAUUUGAACCUGAAGGAACUAAUGGGAGAAGACUGGAAGCAGCCUGAAUCAGAUAUAUGGAAGUCUCUUAUUAAUUAAAGGGAUCAAGGCAUAAAUUUUUAUAGCAUUAAGGUUGGAUGAAGCUGUAUGGAAACAACUUCUUCAUUCUGAGCAGAGUUUGUAACUGUAAGAUUGUUGUCAAGGAAAGCCUUACUAAAAUCAUUGAUUAAUCUUAAAAUCAGCUGAAGAGCAUCUGGGCUGGUUGAUUCGAAAUGUGUGACGUUUGCAACAGCAUUUGUUUCAGUUCAUCAGGCUAUGAAGUUUUUCAUCUGUGCAAGAGAUGAAUCUGCUCCUAUCGAUGAAGGGGAGACAAUGUGCUAAAAUUACAGCUGUGUUUUCAUGAGAGCUCUAAGACUGACAUGGCCAGUAUCUGGCUUGGAAUCUUUCAGUACCCUGUAGUUGCUGCAUUUCUGCGGUAUUUUCAUUGCUGCUUGUUUGUUUCUUGGCUGUUGAAUGAGAUUCGUAUGUGCCUAAAUUUUUUGAUUGCAAUCAGGAGAAAGAAUGCCUCCUUCAGGAACAGAGAAGAAUGUAGCUGCCAUGGCAUUUUGUGGCCCUGUACUUGCAUUGCAAGAUGCUGUGGAGGUAUAACUGCCCUUUCCUAUGAAGUUUUCCCUUGCACAGUGCUGAAGAGGGAACUUAAUCUGUAUUACUUUAUUAGCAGACCUCUGUGCUUCAAAUUCAGUGCUUCAAUUUCUAGUGAUAUUUAGGUACAGAGGAUAGAUUUACAUAGUUUUAUGUAUUUCAGGAAAAAUUUCUGGGACAAAUAAUGUUUUGUAAAACCUUUUGAUAUAAUUGUGGGCCUACGAAAGCUUGUUUGUUCCAAGACCUUGUCAUAUCACCUUAAGGAUUCAGCUCAGACAUAUGAGAAUUUUGUUUGCGUGCCACCUAAUGUUGGAAAUAUUCUAAUUGUAUGUGCCUACAUUUUCUACAUAUGGGCAUGAAUAUUUUUAACAGUACGGAGUGCUGUUGGAUGGUAACUUCUAAUCUGUAAACUCUCACAGUAUUUACAAAUUAGAUGUGCCUUUGUUGUAUAGCAUAGUAACUGCUGCUUGAUUGUGGUUGCUGACUUGAUCCUAUAUAAAUUAACCUAGAAAAUAGGAAGCUUACCCACUAACCAGAUCCUAUAUCUGAAAAUUAGGUAACUUAAAAAUCAAACUACUUUGGUUUAGCUUAGAAUGAGGACUCAGACCCAGACAUGGUCCUCAGUCCUUUACUAGAAAGAGGAGUUUCUGCAUCCUGUUUCUGCAUCCUGAUGAUACUCUUCAUCCUCACAGGGUAGAAGCUCAUCAUAUUCUCUAGUUUUGUGAGAAGGAUUGUUUUGGGAGUGUGAGAGACUGUGCCUCAGUCUAAUUGAGGCAAUAUGUUUCAGAAGUUAUGCCCCGAGGUUGUGGUGUUGGGUCUCAUCCUUUUGUGUAGUACCUUCUACUGAAGGAUUUAGAAUCUUUCAAGUUCCUGGGAGAGACUGGUGUUCUUGCAGUCUAGCAUCCUGCUCAAAGCAGGGUUAUUGUUGAAGCUAGAUGGGUUUGCUCAGGGUCUUGUCAAGUUUUGAGUAACUCCAAAGAUGGAGCUUUAAAUGCUCUGGGUAUCCUGUUUCAAGACAUGACUAGUUCGGUUAUGGAAACUUACCUAAUUGCCAUUUCCCGUGCUGCAACUUAUGUCCAUUGCCUUUUGUCCUUUCGCUGUGCAUCUCCAAGAAGAGUGGUUUUUCUUUCUCUACAACUACUGAUUAGGUAACUGAAAAUAACUGUUAGCUUCCCAUGGAUUUCUUUACGUGUCAAUGGUAAGCACCUUCCACUCAGGUAACACUGGCAGACAACUUAAAGGUGUAACUUGGGUUGUAACUCGGAGGCAGCGAUGCUUCCAGGCUUGUUGUUUAUUUAGCUCAUAAAUGGUUCUAAAAUUCUUCUGUGUAGCCUUAGACAACAAAAUGCCUGUAAAGUUUUGCACAGGACUGCACUAAAUCAUAUUACUAAAAGAAUUAUCUGUUGUCUUCUGAGCUUGUGUGCAGUAAUAAGCAUAGUCUGAUGGUCGUGUUUUCUUUGCUGUCUUUAACUUUAUCUGUAAAUUCUGUUGAAGAAAAGAAGAAUAUUCUACCCUUGUGAAGACCAUCUCAGGGUGAUUAAUAUCUGAGAUACUACAUUACUUCAGAGUUCUUGUUUGACUUUAGACUCCCUCUUUGUGCUAUAAGUUUUACAGAUCUAUACAUUCAAAUGUAAGGAUAUUAAGUUUUUUCAGGUGUAGACUUUGGCAUGUCAGCGCACUCAGCAAUCCAAUUGUUUUUACUUUCUUUUAAUUAGACACUAUAGAUUCCUUGCUAUAAAGUGCCAUCUGUUGAAAAUUAGAAGUAUUGUGCAUUUGUUUGGCUUUUCCAUCUUCAAUCCAUGUACAGUUUUCUAAAGAAUGACAUGAGUCUGAAAUAUUGAAUAAUCCAAUAAAUGUUGAUUUAACAACA